AUGAAGGUGGAGAGAAAGCUUCUUACCAUCACUCUCUCCAGGUUCACUAAGAAUCUUUCCCCGGACAAAAUCAACUUGAGCACCCUGAAGGGAGAGGGUCAGCUGACCAACCUGGAGCUGGAUGAAGAGGUUUUACAGAAUGUGCUGGAGCUGCCCACCUGGUUGGCCAUCACUCGUGUCUACUGCAACAGGGCCUCUAUCCGGAUCCAGUGGACAAAGUUGAAGACGCAUCCAAUUUGCUUGUGUCUGGAUAAGGUAGAGGUGGAGAUGAAGACUUGUGAGGAGCCUCGGCCCCCCAAUGGACAGUCACCCAUUGCCCUUGCUUCAGGACAGAGUGAGUAUGGCUUUGCCGAGAAGGUAGUAGAGGGGAUGUUCAUUAUCGUUAAUUCCAUCACCAUCAAGAUUCACUCCAAGGCCUUCCAUGCCUCUUUUGAGUUGUGGCAGCUCCAGGGCUACAGUGUCAACCCCAACUGGCAACAGAGUGAUCUCCGCCUCACCCGCAUCACUGACCCCCACCGUGGAGAGGUUUUAACAUUUAAGGAAAUAACUUGGCAAACACUUCGAAUUGAGGCAGAUGCCACAGACAAUGGUGAUCAGGACCCAGUCACUACUCCACUGAGGCUUAUUACCAACCAGGGCAGGAUCCAAAUAGCCCUCAAGAGAAGAACCAAAGAUUGUAACGUGAUUGCCUCCAAGCUGAUGUUCCUGUUGGAUGACCUGCUCUGGGUGCUAACUGACUCGCAGCUCAAGGCCAUGAUGAAGUAUGCAGAGUCGCUGAGUGAGGCCAUGGAGAAGGCGGCCCAGCAAAGAAAGAGCCUUGCCCCUGAACCUGUGCAGAUCACCCCACCUGCUCCCAGUGCCCAGCAGUCCUGGGCCCAGGCCUUCGGUGGCAGCCAGGGCAGCAGCAACAGCAGCAGCAGCCGCCUAAGCCAGUACUUCGAGAAAUUUGAUGUGAAAGAGUCCUCCUAUCAUCUGCUCAUCUCUCGCCUGGACCUGCACAUUUGUGAUGACAGCCAGUCCCGAGAGCCAGGUGUCUCUGCAAACAGACUCACGGGUGGUGCCAUGCAGCUUACCUUCCGCAAGAUGGCAUUUGACUAUUACCCCUUCCACUGGGCAGGUGAUAGCUGCAGACACUGGGUACGGCACUGUGAGGCCAUGGAGACCCGAGGCCACUGGGCUCAGAAACUGGUGAUGGAGUUUCAGAGCAAAAUGGAGAAGUGGCAUGAGGAGACAGGUCUAAAACCACCCUGGCACCUGGGAGUAGACUCUCCCUUCCGGAGGAAGGCAGAUUCUCUUUCCAGUCCUCGAAAGAACCCCCUUGAGAGAAGUCCCUCUCAGGGCCGACAGGCUGCCUUUCGGCCCCCAGCAUGGAAUCGUUUACGCUCCAGCUGCAUGGUGAUACGAGUAGAUGACCUGGAUAUCCACCAGGUUUCUACAGCUGGACAGCCAAGUAAGAAACCAUCUGCACUCCUUUCCUGCAGUCGGAAACUCCACAAGCUACCCACUCAGGUCUCUGCCAUUCAUAUUGAGUUUACAGAGUAUUACUUCCCAGAUAAUCAGGAGCUUCCAGUUCCAUGUCCCAAUCUCUACAUUCAGUUAAAUGGUCUGACAUUUACUGUGGAUCCUGUCAGCUUGCUCUGGGGAAACCUCUUUUGCCUGGAUUUAUACCGCAGCUUGGAGCAGUUCAAAGCUAUCUAUAAGCUGGAAGAUUCAAGCCAGAAAGAUGAACACUUGGACAUCCGACUGGAUGCCUUUCGGUUGAAGGUGAGCUGCCCACUGGAGAAGAGAGAACAGGCUGGGUUGCAUCGUCCCCAAGCCCUUGUCAUCUCUGCAUCAGGCAUGAGUGCCACCAAUACACGUCAUGCCCCACACUGUAGCUGUGCAGACCUCCGGAACCUCUUCCGGGGUUUUGCUGCUACUGAGUUCUUUCAUUCCAGCUAUGUUCACUUCCCCAAGGUUCCAGGUGGCUUUAGCUUUCUGCACAUGCUUUUUUUGCAUAAUGCCUUUCAGCUGGAUUCCCACCUCCCUCAGCCUAAUGUUUUCUCUCCCCAGAGGCCUAAGGCUUCCCAGGAUCUCUGGUCCAUCCACUUCACUCAGAUCUCUUUGGACUUUGAGGGAACAGAGAACUUCAAAGGCCAUACCUUGAAUUUUGUGGCCCCUUUCCCCUUGUCCAUUUGGGCCUGCCUACCCCUCCGCUGGCAGCAAGCCCAGGCACAGAAGCGCCUUUUGGCUGCAGAGGGGAGGCUGAAACCAUCAGCCAGCUUUGGCAGUCCUGUCCAUUCUGAGGCCCUUGUCCCUGACUCUGUGUCCCAUCAGAGGUCAAAGACUGAGCAAAAUUUGAAAAGCCUGUCAGGACUUACGGAAGUCAUGGAAAUUCUGCAAGAGGGCAGAGAUGGUGCAGACAGCAAAGGGCCUCUGACAGAGCUGGAGGAUGCAGCAGAUGUUCACAUGCUUGUACACUCCCCUGCCCAUGUCCGUGUGAGGCUUGACCACUACCAGUACUUGGCUCUGCUCCGCCUGAAGGAGGUGUUGCAGGGUCUUCAGGAGCAGCUGACUAAGGAUACAGAGGCCAUGACUGGGACUCCCCUGCAGGACCAGACAGCUUGCGUUGGAGUCCUCUUCCCCAGCGCUGAAGUGGCUCUGCUCAUGCAUCCUACCCCUGGGGCUGGUGAGACUGACUCUGCAGGUUCAGAUACCACCAGCGUCAUAGAUUCAGAGCUUUCUCCUUCAGAGGAUCAGGGGGUGAAGUCUGAUGCCUCCUCAGACCAGGGCCCAGCAAGCCCUGAGAAGGUCCUGGAGGCUAGUGGCAUUGAAAAUCUGGAUGUAUCCCAGGAUAGGCCACUGCCUCUCCAUAGUAAUGGAGAACUGCAGGACUCAGGUUCACUUGCUCCGCAGCUGGCAGGGAAGGGCCAUGAGGCAGUCGAGUCCCUCCAGGCCAAGAGACUGAGCAGAGCCCAAGCAUCCAGCUCACCUGCUGUGUUGAAGCCCCCAAGUGGCAGAGAUACUGCUGUGAAUGGAGAGGGUGAGCUCAUCCCCUUGAAGAACAUUGAGGGAGAGCUGUCAAGUGCUAUUCAUAUGACCAAGGAUGCCACCAAGGAGGCCCUACAUGCCACCAUGGACCUCACCAAGGAAGCUGUGUCCCUGACUAAGGAUGCCUUCAGUCUGGGCAAAGACCGAAUGACCUCCACCAUGCACAAGAUGUUGUCCCUGCCCCCAGCCAAGGAGCCCAUGGCCAAGAUAGAUGAGGGUGUGACAGCGCCAAUGAGUGGAGGUGCUGCCCGACUCCGCUUUUUCUCCAUGAAGAGGACAGUGUCUCAGCAGUCAUUUGAUGGUGUCUCAUUGGAUAGCAGUGGCCCUGAAGACCGAAUUUCAGUGGACAGCGAUGGCAGUGAUGGUUUUGUGAUGCUCUCGGAGUCCGAGUCUGGUCCGGAAUCUCUCCCGCCAGGAUCUCUUCCGAAUGUCUUGGAUGAUGCUGGUGUUCAAGGGAGCCCUGUUGCGGAUAAUUAUGGCCAGGGGUCACCAGAGGCCAACAGUUCAGUCUCACUCAGUAGAGAAGACCUCAGUCUUCACCCGGUCUCAGUUCUGGUCCUGAAGGUAAAUAAGGUGUCUUUUGGGAUUGAGGUACGUGGUGAGGACCUGACAGUGGCCCUGCAAGCAGAGGAACUGACCCUCCAGCAGCUGGGUACCAUGGGACUCUGGCAGUUCCUGCACGGACAGUGCCCAGGAACAAGUUUUCAGGAAUCCUCAGCUUUGAAGACUGGCCAUAUCAUGCCAGCUGUGGGCCUUCGCUUUGAGGUGGGACCUGGUGCAGCUGUUCAUUCCCCCCUGGCCAUACAGAAUGGCUUCCUGCACUUGUUGCUUCAUGGCUGUGACCUAGAGCUGCUCACCUCGGUGCUCAGUGGCCUGGGGCCCUUCUUGGAGGAUGAGGAGAUUCCAGUGGUGGUCCCCAUGCAGAUUGAGCUCCUGAACUCCAGGAUCACCCUAAAGGAUGAUAUCCCCCCCAUCUAUCCGACAUCCCCAGGCCCUGUCCCCAUCACUCUGGCCAUGGAACACGUCGUGCUGAAGCGGAGUGAUGAUGGUGUGUUCCACAUAGGUGCUGCUGCUCAGGACAGACCACCAACAGAAGUAGCUAAAAGUGAGAAGAGGCAGCCCCCAAAAGAACAGGUGUUUCUGGUGCCCACAGGGGAAGCUUUUGGACAGCAGGUGAAAGAACUGCCUACCCUACAAAAGGAACUUAUAGAAACCAAGCAAGCAUUGGCUAAUGCCAACCAGGAUAAAGAAAAACUUCUUCAGGAGAUUAGGAAAUAUAACCCCCUCUUUGAGCUCUGACAGCAGCGCUCAGCCGUUUGUGUCAAGGAGAGAGGAGAUCACCAGCAACAGCACCACCUAGGACAGAAGGCUCCGUCCAGUGUUGAAUAAGUCUGCCUAAGGAUGCUGGAGAGAGUGAGGGGUGCCGGACUCACUCCUUGGAGGUGUACUUUCUACUAGCUGUUCUAACACGGAUGGAGGACAGGGCAAAGCAUGACCAUGUCCCAGGAAACUGGGGGCAGCUUUGUGCGUGGCUCAGAUGUCAUCUUUUACAUAUAUAAAGCCUUCUGACCCUCUGCAUGCUAGGUGGAAUCUUCUGGGCACUGUAGGGCCAUUUCACCUCCUGGUUUCAUGGCAGAGACAUUUGCUUCUUCCACAACCUUGUGAACAAGGAAUAGUACUCACCUCCUCAGUCACCAACAGAGCCACCAAAGAUUCUACGUACCAGAGCUUCCUGUAGCGGACCUGAACAGGCCUUGGCCUGAGCCUUGGUCACGGUAGUGGAGUGGAAUAAGAAAGUCUAGCAAGGUGGGGGCCAGGAGAGGUACAAGAAUAAGGGGGAUCUGUACUCUGCCUUUUUUGGAAAGGGAACUAAGUUCCUAUCAUCUUGGCUGAUAUUACUAUCAGAUUUGUUAAGGUUCCGCUUCCUUUCUGUUACACUUUCAUCAUUGUGAUGCUGGGGUAGAAAGCACCAUUUAGAGGGCACAAUGCUAGUACCAUCUUUUCCCUCUAUAACAAUUUAUUUGAAAUUUAAAUCAAGAAAAAUGUAUUCAUUCAGAUUUAGGUUGAAUUGAAGGCAUGAUGUGGUAGGAAUCAGGGGGCUUGAUUCUGAGCCCCCUCAGCCCACCUAAGUCC
Molecule: messenger RNA, 5163 nt
Organism: Trichechus manatus latirostris (Florida manatee)
Lineage: Eukaryota; Metazoa; Chordata; Mammalia; Sirenia; Trichechidae
Gene: BLTP3A
Product: bridge-like lipid transfer protein family member 3A
Exons: 21
Coding region: 1-4329 (1442 amino acids)
Molecular function (GO): histone deacetylase binding
Source: RefSeq, a predicted model, not a curated record